UGCAGGACAUCCUGGACCCAACCCAUUGAAUCCAGGAGAGCUGUGGGACAUCCUGACCCCAACCCAAAGCUGCUCAGGUCUCCCUCUCCUGGAAGACCAGGAGAUUUCCCACCGCCCGGAAGGUCUGGGCUCAUCUCCCAUCCCUCAAUCACGCGCUGCCCUUGGUCAUCCGACCCUGGAGGACUCUUCUCGAUGGCUUCCAGCUCGUCCCUUUUUUUGCGCCGCCCGAGGGGAACAUCCCGUUACGGCUGCCACCGGGUGAACUCAGCGGCACCCAAAUAGCGCGGCGAGUCAGGGUUUUAACGAGCGGGCGCACUCGUUAACGAGCCGCUUCAUUACCUGGCACCUCCAUCCUCGGGGAUGAUCCCUCAAGUUAAAAACAAGCUGCUCCAGCUCCAUAAAAAGCUUCUGGCGCGGGGUCAACGAGGCCAGAGGGAGCUCAGGGCCUCCCGGGAGGACAUCCCAUUGGAGAAGGGGAGGUGGCAUCUGGGAGGUGAACCCCAAAACGUGGUUCCUGGUCCCCUCAAAGGUCUUGUGAAGCUCCACCACCCACGGUCCCUCGUGGGGAGACACGUUCCUUCCACCCAGAAUUCGUGUUUUUUAGGAAUUCUGUCCCACGCGACGUGUCCUGGUGUUGAAGUUGGAGGGACAAAGGUCUUGUGAAGGUCUUGUGAAGCUCCACCACCCGUGGUCCCUCGUGGGGAGACACGUUCCUUCCACCCAGAAUUCGUGUUUUUUAGGAAUUCUGUCCCACGCGACGUGUCCUGGUGUCGAAGUUGGAGGGAGGUGGCGGAGAGCGGGGACGGAGGGGACACGGGUGAGAGCCCGCGGCGGGAGGAGGAGCCCGGCCAGGCCCCGGUCCCGCCAUGAACCCCCCUCCGCGCCGCGUGCGGCUGAAGCCGUGGCUGGUGGCGCAGGUGGACAGUCAGCACUACCCGGGGCUGCACUGGCUGGACACGCAGCGGCGACGCUUCGCCAUCCCCUGGCACCACGCCACGCGCCACCCCCCCGGCACACACCACCACGACACCAUCUUCAAGGCCUGGGCACAGGAGACGGGGAAGUUCACGGCGGGGGUGGACGCCCCGGACCCCGCCAAGUGGAAGGCCAACCUGCGCUGCGCCCUCAACAAGAGCAGGGAGUUCCGCCUGCUCUUCGACGGCACCAAGGCCACCCCUCUCCAGCCCUACAAGGUCUACGAGCUCUGCCAGGACACCCCCGCCCCCGUGGCCGCCUGCCCGCUGGCACCCACCGAGAACGUCAUCCCCAACCUGCUCAUCAGCCCCCACAUGCUGCCACUGACCGACCUGGAGAUCAAGUUCCAGUACCGGGGUCGCCAAGUCUGUGUCCUCACCAUCAGCAACCCCCACGGCUGCCGCCUCUUCCACAGCAGCCUGGAGCCCACCCAGGAGCAGGUGGACCUCUUUGGGCCUCUGACGUUGGAGCAGGUCCCCUUCCCCGCCACCGACGCCAUCCCCAACGAGAAGCAACGCUUCUACACCCACCAGCUGCUGGACGUGCUGGACAGGGGGCUCAUCCUGGAGCUUCAGGGCCAGGACAUCUACGCCAUCCGCCUCUGCCAGUGCAAGGUCUUCUGGACAGGGCCCUGCGCCGCCCCCAACCUCGGCCCCAACCCCAUUGAGAGGGAGAAGAAGACCAAGCUCUUCAGCCUGGAGGGGUUCCUCAACGGUCUCAUCCUGUUCCAGAAGGGUCAGACCACCACCCCCCCACCCUUCGAGAUCUUCUUCUGCUUCGGCGAGGAGUGGCCCGACCAGAAGCCCAAGGAGAAGAAGCUCAUCACGGUGCAGGUGGUGCCGGUGGCGGCGCGGUUGCUGCUGGAGAUGUUCUCUGGAGAGUUGUCCUGGUCGGCCGACAGCAUCCCCCUCCAGAUCUCCCACCCCGACCUCAAGGACAAGAUGGUGGAGCAGUUCAAGGAGCUCCACCAGCUCUGGCAGAACCAGCAGCGCCUGCCCCAGCCCGGCCCCACGCCCUGGUCCCUGCCCCACUGAUGGGGGGACACGGGGGGCCACCACCACCAGGCUGGUGGAGCUGGGGCCACCAGCAUCAUCCUCAUCCCGGGCUAGUCAACCUGGAGCCACCAGCAUUGUCCCCAUCCCGGGCUGGUUGACCUAGGGCCACCCAGCAUCAUCCCCAUCCAGGGCUGGUGGACUCGGGGCCACCAGCAUCAUCCCUACCCCAGGUUGGUGGAGCUGGGACCACCAGGGUCAUCCCCAUCCUGGGCUG
This is a messenger RNA of Calidris pugnax (ruff), 2244 nucleotides long. RefSeq names its product interferon regulatory factor 5 (gene IRF5). The record is from RefSeq and is a predicted model, not a curated record. Gene Ontology annotation, cellular component: nucleus. Gene Ontology annotation, biological process: immune system process; regulation of transcription by RNA polymerase II. Lineage: Eukaryota; Metazoa; Chordata; Aves; Charadriiformes; Scolopacidae. The coding region runs from base 867 to 2009 and encodes 380 amino acids. The transcript is spliced from 8 exons. Gene Ontology annotation, molecular function: RNA polymerase II cis-regulatory region sequence-specific DNA binding; protein binding; DNA-binding transcription factor activity, RNA polymerase II-specific.